Molecule: messenger RNA, 5348 nt
Organism: Rhineura floridana
Lineage: Eukaryota; Metazoa; Chordata; Lepidosauria; Squamata; Rhineuridae
Gene: RADIL
Product: Rap associating with DIL domain
Exons: 17
Coding region: 1089-4493 (1134 amino acids)
Biological process (GO): substrate adhesion-dependent cell spreading; neural crest cell migration; signal transduction
Cellular component (GO): microtubule
Molecular function (GO): GTPase binding
Source: RefSeq, a predicted model, not a curated record
CGACAAGAGCUAUUCUGCAUAGGCAACGCUUUUUUGGGGGGUGUAUGUGCGGGUUUUAGGGCCCAUUCGCCACGAGGUGGUGCCCUGGAGCUCCUUCGCUCCCGCCUCCGCGCCUGAAACAUCUCCGCCCCGGCAGCCGAGAUGUGCCGGAGAGGGAGGGCGACAGAGUCGGCUGGGCUCGCCGCCUGCUCCCGCUCCGCCUUCAGCUUGCCGGGAGAGUCGUUGCAAGGGCGCAAGGCGCUGACGAUGCCCCGGGUGCUGCAGGACAAGCCCCGGGGAAGGUAUUGGAGAGUAAUGUCACAGCUUGUAUCCAGCAUGAAGGAGAAAAGGAAUUGCUGCCAUUGGAUAUUGAAAGUUGCUGUUUCUCUCCCAACCGCCCUAGCGAUAUUCUGCUUGGCUGGGCGAAGCAUUCCUAACAGAAGGAAAUCAUUUCAUGGAAGUCCCAGAUGGAUUGCAUACUAUACACUGAUUCAUAAAACUGUCCCGAAAUGCUGAUCCCACCCCUCUGCCCUUGGCUCUGAAAGAGCUGCAAGAGACGUGGCUGCUUGUGUAAUUGAUAAUCCCGUCUGGCACGCAGAACUUACUCUUCUGAAGUUACACAGAGAAUAUGAGUUUCAAAGCUGGCCCAAGAAAGAUGGAAAAUAACACCACCACCACCAAAACAGAGCGCACCACCAACACUGCAGUGUGAUUGUUCUGCUGAAGACUAAGAAAGCAGAAUGAAUGUUGGGGUGCAUGUUCAGGACACAAUUCUAUAUUUUAAGUUCAGCGUAUUGGGGACUUCAGACAACAGUCUUCAUGCAUUCAGAGAACACGUGAGAGGGUCACGGGGUCUAACCCCAUCACACAUCCCGCCAAUGCCUGCAUGCCAGAAAGUAAACAGACCCUGAAUGUGUGGAUGGUGGACAGCUUAGCUGCUGGGGCAUCAGGGUUCUCUUCCGCACAAGCUUAGGAACGAUUUCACAUGUGCACGUGCAGUAUCCAAAUGCUCAAUGACUGGGAUUUUUGUGCAAAAAAAGGGGAUUUGAGAAGAAAUACGCAAUUGCAAAAUAAAAUAUGCAGCACAUCACUUUUGUGAGGCGUGACCUAUGACCACCUCCAGCGCUAUGUUCUACAGGUCGCCCUCGGCCAUGUCCCCGCCGUCAAAGAACAAGCUCAAGCGACAGAGUCGGAUAUUCUCGCAGGUCUUGUAUCGGACGCUGAGCUACAAAGACCGCAGCUCGGUGGCUGCUUACCCAGUGGAGAGCAGGGAAGACCCGUCGGAGCUCUCCACUCAGGUCUCGGCCCCGGGGGUGCUCAAAAUAUUUGGGUGCCACAUCUGUGCGGGUGCCCACUACAAGAGCGUCCUGGCCACAGCCAGCUCCAGUGCCCAAGAGCUGGUGAAAGAGGCGCUGGAGCGGUAUGGGCUCAGCAAGGUGGUUGCCGGACACUACGUGCUCUGUGAUGUCAUUGGGACAUUUGGGGGUUUGGACCGGCAGUGGCAGAUGGAAGGGCUGAGAGUCCUCCGGGACAAUGAGAAGCCACUUCUGAUCCAGGACCUUUGGAAGGCUCGAGAAGGUUUCUCCAGGAGGUUUGAGCUCCGGAAGCGAUCUGAAGUGGAGGAGCUGGCCUCCAAGGACAAAGACACCAUCACAGCAGGUAUUAACGCCCAGGCCCGAAAACUCCAGCGGAACCGCACCAAAGGCACCAUGACCCUGUUGACGGGAUGCAAGAGCCACCCUACGCCACCCCAGCUUCGCCGCACUGUCAGUGAGACCAGCCUCAGCCAGGCUGGCGCGCUGGGAGAAGGAGAGGAGGAGCCCUUUAAAAGGCAUUACUCCACACUACCUGAGACCCUCCAGUGUCUGGGGAACACCAGGGACGGGCAGCCAAUUCCCGCGGAGGAGCAGAAUGGCAGCCACAUGCGGUAUUCGCUGUACCAGUCUCCACAUCUCCUGCUCCUGCAAGGCUAUAGCCAGCAGCAUGACAGUUUGGUGUAUUUGCUGAACCGUGACCAGCACACUGUCAGUCAAAGAACUCAAGCCAGCAAGCCUACCAUUAGCCUUUCCGCUCCAGACAUCCUCCCACUCCACUGCACCAUUCGGCGAAUUAAGUCUUCUGGCCGCUCAGAAGAGAAGCUCCUCCUCGAGCCCAUCCCCGGAGCCAGUGUCUCCAUAAACUUCUCUGAGGUGGGCAGGGCAGUUGUGCUCCGUCACGGAGACCUCCUCUCCUUUGGCCUCUACUACUUGCUUCUCUACAAGGACCCUCUGAAAGCCCAGCCACUGCCUACGCAGACCCUGAUGAAGCUGAAAGCCGUGCACCAGGCCUUUGAGCCAGAGCUGGCUUCCCCCUGCAGCGUGUGUGACAAGGGCUCUUCUUCCAAGAAACAGGGGGUGCAGACUCCCUCCGGCCGGAGAAGCAGCCGAAGAAAGCUGCAGCUGCAGUUUGACAAGGCCAGUGAAGACUUGCUGCUGAGGAGAAUCAUCACGCUCAUUGAGCCCACGAGCGAUGACCACAAGCUGACGCCGGCCUUCCUUUUAUGUCUCUGUAUCCAGCAUUGUGCCAACCGCUUCAAGCCAGGAGAGUUUGGUCAGCUGCUCCUCAAGUCAGCCAAGAUGAUCCAGAGGACCGUGUGGGAGAAAACGAAUGAACUAGCUGAGAAGCAGUCCCAACACCAGGAUCCAGCCUCCCUCUCCCGCUUCACCAUCAAAGACCUGCUGCCGGACUUGCAGCACAUUCUCUUCUGGAUGUCAAACUCCAUUGAAAUCCUCUACUUUGUCCAGCAGAAAUCCCCAGUUUAUAUCCAGAGCAUGGAGGAAGAGCUGGACAUCAAAGGGUCCAAGGAAUCUCUCUUUUCCCUGACUAUAACUGCCAGUGAGGAAGCCAUGACGGUUCUCGAGGAAGUCAUCAUGUAUACCUUUCAGCAGUGUGUUUACUACAUCUCCAAGUCUCUGUAUGUGUCUUUGCCCACCCUGUUGGAAUGCAACCCUUUCCAAAGUGAUGGGCGGGACAGCUGGCUCACGUCUCCCCCACUGCCCGAGGAAGUACGCAAAGUGGUGCUGAUUUACCAGGCCACCCUGGACCUCCUCCACCAGUAUGAGGUGCACCUGGAAAUUGCCUCUCAGAUGUUCGCCUACCUGUUCUUCUUCACCAACACCCUCCUCUUCAACCAGCUCAUGGAAAAAGGGUGCUCCUUGGGCUGUUUCCACUGGUCGAAAGGAGUGAGGGUCCGGGCCACCUUGCGGCUUCUCCUGGAAUGGGCCCAGAGCAUGGGCUUUGGCCAAUUGGCACAUGAAUUUUUCAGCAAGCUCUCCAGUGUAGCGAGCCUCUUGGCUAUGCCAAACUCCCAGCUUGUGCAGAUGACGUGGCCUGUGCUGAGAGCGGAAUUCCCCGCCCUGAAUCCUGCCCAACUGCACCACAUCCUCACCCAGUACCAAGCCUCGUCUGAUGUGGGGUGUGUACCAGUCUGGCAGCCCAGCAAGGAGGAUAGUCUGGCCGCCUUCAGGACAGAGGAUGUCCUGGAGUCGUUUGACAGCCACCCUCCCAUCAUGCUGCCUAGUGGAGGGUUCAAGGUGGACUUGGAAGCAGAGCACCUGGACGACAAUGUUUAUCAGCACCUUCUCUACAUUCGCCAUUUCCUGUGGAGCUUGCACAGCAGAAGCCCCCACCCCAGCGAUUCGCCUAACGCUGAACCCCCAAAGACAGAAGCGAUCGGCUGCCAAACCAGCCCCCAGGUGGACUCCGAGACUACGUCAGCACUGCCAACAACCGCAAGCGCCUACGGCUGGCUGAACCGCAGGCCACCAGUGAGUUGUGUAGAACCAAGGAUAGACGUGGGGCUCUCUCCAGUUGAAGGCACCAACAGCUCUGCCCAGAAUUACGAUGCUUGUGAGCUGCAACUCCAUGAGACGCUCCAGCAGCUUCACUUGCAGGAAUUGCAAGAGAAGAACGGCACCAAGCCUGUUGUGGUACCAGCGGAUCCCUCUUGCUUGCUGACCCCACCGAACACACCUCUGACCUUUGACCCAACAGGUCUCGAACUGACCCCAGAAGCCACCCCCGGAAAAGCCAUGGCAGAUCCACGGAGGAACGGAUUCAAUGGCACCAAAACCACAACCCCCGAAGGCUCUUCGCCAACGCCCUGUGACUUUCCAACUCCUGCUUCUUCAAGCCGCAGCUCAGCCACGGAUGAUUUCUGCUACGUCUUUGUGGUGGAGCUAGAAAAGGGCCCCAUUGGCUUGGGAAUGGGACUGAUCGACGGCAUGCACACCCCCUUGAAUUCCUCCGGGAUAUACAUUCGGACUCUGAUCCACGACAGCCCUGCAGCAGCUGAUGGCCGGCUCGCCAUCGGGGACCGCAUCCUCGCUGUCAAUGGCACCAGCCUCAUUGGCUCCGAUUACCAGAGCGCUGUCGACCUCAUCCGGUCAGGGGGAAAGCAGGUGCGGUUUCUGGUGGCCAAGUCGGACUUGGAGAUCGCCAAGAGGAUGAGCUCCAGCGCUUCGCCUUCCCCAUAAAAACGGUGCCUCCGAAAGAGCCCUCCCAUCUUCUCCUCCAAUGAAUGCUACAUCAAGCACACGGGAGCAAGGUUGUGGGCGAGGACAGGUGACACACCUGGAACGUUUGGAAGGCUGACCCAGCUUGUACCCAGCCAGAGCAGGAGGCAGGCGGUGCCCUUUGGGUCCCCAGACCAACAGAAAUCAUACAGCACUUUUGAAGAAGAGGCAGCAGGUGUCAUCUUCCACAGCAGCCAUACCCGACUGUACCGGCUUGGAAUGAUCCAGCCCUUUCCCCCAAAUGUGUAUGCCAUCUGUGCCCCACACAGGCCUUUGAAUCCGGACUUAACAUGUGCCCUGCUUCCUGGCUGGUCAUUCCAAACCUUGCCUGCUCAUCUCUCUGUUUGCUCCCUACACUCUGGCCUGCCCUACAUUCAUUGAGCCAUCGGGCACAUUUUGGAAGAAAUGGGCUUGAAGGCCAGCAGCCUUGCUGGUAAAGCCAGUGGACUUCAAGUAUGUGUCCAAAUUUCUAUCCCUCCCAAAUUAGGGACAAAAACUCCUGGGGGCUUGCAUUUCCCUUCGCUCCUGUGUAAGCUCAAAGGUGCUCUCUGGCCACUGCCCUCCUACUGUGCAGAGGUUGCAAAAGGGACUUUUUUUAAAAAAAGGCAUGGGAAGUAGCCACUUCGUCUGGGCACCAGUGGCAAGCAAGACAUGCUGUCAGGAAGCCAGAGCUGGAAGCCUUAUGAAAGAUCAAUUUAGGUCACAAGUGACUACAUUGUUAUGUGGGGAAUUUUUUUUUUUUUUUAAGUAUGUGGGCUAUUAACUUCUGGGCACAGUCUGUUUGCUAGCCUGUCUUUAAAAAGCUGCCGGCACAUA